CCACAAGCAGGCGGUGAUGCCUUCCUUGCUACUUGUUACACUACUCGCCACAAAAGUUACUAUUUCUUCGGCCAACAUGUGUAUAGUAAACGAAAGUAUAUCUCAAGCUAUGGCGGACGAAGGAGUACAAUUGUCUCCUUGUGUGACUUCGAAUUACUCCAGGACGACCAAUAGCUGUUCGAUAAAUGAUUUUCAGAGAGGAUUUGCAAAUACGAGCACACCCCACUGCCUUUUCGGAGGGCAUUCUGUUGAAUGUUACUGCUCGUACGAAUGCACACCUGGAGUACUCAAGAUCCUCAUAAAAAUACACAGCACUAAAGCGAGCGAGUGGGAGCAGAACUGUGGAACAGAGUUCAUCAAGCUUUUUGAAAGCACAUCAAAGUCAACUAAGCCAGCUAAGCUCUCGACAACAGAAUAUUUAGCUGCGAGAACAACAACACAGAACAUCACAGAGGAUGAAGAGCAAGACUACAUCGCAGCAAAAAAGCGGCUAAUAAAAGCCACAUCGUUCAAGAUGUUCUGGAUUUUUUGCGGGAUGGCCUUCGUGAUGGUUUGCCAAUUGGUGCUAAUCACGAUGAUCCGAAAUGAGGCCGAAAGAUACCAAAAACAGCUACGUGCAAUUUCAAGCCGCUCCAGUCAUUUGGAAGCUCAACGCACCAGCUCUUCAAGCAGCGCUCCCAGCACUCCUGGCACACCGACUCGAAGUAAAAGAAAGACUAUUGCAUCGAAGACAGCUAUUAUUAGGGGAAGAGUUUCACACAAGAAUAUGCCCAAAAGCGGAGACUGGUAUCAGUUCAAGAAGCCGUAACGUGAAUAUUCGGAUAUUGAAUAAUUUCAGUCCAAAUGCAAAAGAUGUCUAACAUUUGAUAAAACUCGUAUCCU
This is a messenger RNA of Cylicocyclus nassatus, 882 nucleotides long. Lineage: Eukaryota; Metazoa; Nematoda; Chromadorea; Rhabditida; Strongylidae. The record is from the annotation of a GenBank genome assembly.